AUGCCAAAAAUUGUAAGUGGAUCUGUAUCGAUAUUAUCUGAUGCUGGCUUGGGAAUGGCUAUGUUUAGUCUCGGAUUAUUCAUGGCUUUACAACCAAAGAUCAUAGCUUGUGGAAAAUCUGUUGCAACAUUUGCAAUGGCUGUUAGGUUUUUAGCGGGCCCAGCAGUUAUUGCUGGAACCUCUAUUGUUGUUGGUCUUCGGGGAGUUCUUUUACAUGUUGCAAUAGUUCAGGCUGCUCUUCCUCAAGGCAUUGUUCCUUUUGUAUUUGCCAAGGAAUACAAUGUCCACGCAGACAUACUUAGCACCGCGGUCAUUUUUGGAAUGCUGUUAGCCGUGGCCCUUUCAAGAGACUUUAUUUCUCUUGCCUUCGAUCACACUUUCAUCAUGGGAAAGGAAGAAGAAUCAAACAUCAACUCCACUUUUUUCUCCAAUCAACAGGCACACCUCUUCAAUUUGCUUUCUGCGCUCACACCAGAUCAAUGUCAACAACUUAUAGCAGCUAUAUCCAUGGACUUGGCUACGGGAAGGACGAUUGGCUUGGGUAAACAGCGAGGAGGCCUUUACUAUAUGUCGCCGCUAAACACGCCGCUAAACACAACCUCGCUUUCUUGCCAUGUUUCCUACACAUCCAGCCUAUGGCACCAACGUCUUGGUCAUCCCUCACCUGCUCGACUCAAAUUACUUUCCAAUGUGCUUCCUUAUGGCACUCCAAACCCUCCUAUUGUCCCCAUUAUUUCCUCACCUUCCGCUGAUAUACCACAUCCUUCAUCUCAAGAGUCACCAACACCAAUAUCUCUACCUCCUUUGUCCCAUGAUGCCACCCAAGAGGUCCCCACCCAACCUUCCACUACUUUUCCUCCCUCUCUCAAUGAAUCGACCAUCACUGCCUCUCCAGAUGACAAUACUUCGGACCCCACCUCAUCACCUCUUUCUAUCCCUACUAAUCCCAGACAGUCUACUCGACUCCGCCAACCCCCAUCGUGGCAUAAAGACUACCACAUGUCCAACACUAUGUUUACCCAAGUGCAAUUAUCUGACUCUACGCCAACUCCUGUUAAAGGUCAUAGAGAGCCCACCUCAUAUGCCCAGGCUGCUCAUGAUCCUCUUUGGCAGCAUGCAAUGAAAGUUGAAUUAGAUGCCUUGCAACACAACAAAACUUGGAGUCUUGUUCCCUUGCUUGCCGGUCAGAAACCCAUUGGAUGUAAAUGGGUUUACAAAAUUAAGCAUCACUCUGAUGGGACCAUCGAAAGAUACAAAGCUCGCCUUGUUGCGAAAGGGUACACUCAAGUGGCUGGCGUUGACUAUUUUGAAACCUUCUCACCCAUUGCUAAACCUACCACUGUCCGCUGCCUCUUAUCCAUAGCAGCCUCUCGCAAUUGGUUUAUUCAUCAACUUGAUGUUCAAAACGCCUUUCUUCAUGGCGAUUUGGAGGAAGAGGUGUACAUGGUUCCUCCUCCUGGACUUUGCCGACAGGGGGAGAACUUAGUGUGUCGGCUCAAUAAAUCUUUGUACGGUUUGAAACAAGCCUCUCGACAAUGGUUUUUUAAAUUUUCAAGUGCAAUACAAAAGGCUGGGUUUCACCAAUCACAAGCAGACUAUUCUCUUUUCACAAAGGUUCAUGGUAAUUCCUUCACUACAGUUCUGAUUUAUGUGGAUGACAUAAUUCUUACAGGCAAUGAUCCACAAGAGAUGCAACUUCUGAAAGAAUUUCUACUCAAGCAUUUCUGUAUCAAAGAUCUUGGUCUUUUAGGGGCACGCCCUGAUAAAUUCCCAAUGGAGCAACACUUGAAACUCACUCCCACAAAUGGUGAUUUAUUAGAUGAUCCCACAAGGUAUAGGAGAUUAGUGGGCAGAUUAAUCUACCUUACUGUGACGAGACCAGAUAUUCUAUACUCAGUACAGACCUUGAGUCAAUUCAUGCACCAGCCAAGAAAACCUCACUUAGAAGCAGCUCUUCGUGUUCUGAAGUUCAUUAAAGGCACUCUAGGUCAGGGAUUAUUUUUUCCAACUAAUAAUAAUCUCACAUUGAAGGCUUAUUGUGACUCAGAUUGGGCAAGUUGUCCUACCACAAGAAAAUCAAUUUCAGGCUACUGUGUCUUCCUUGGAGACUCUCUUAUUUCUUGGAAAUCAAAGAAGCAAUCAAAUGUUGCUCGUUCGUCUGCAGAAGCCGAAUAUCGAGCCAUGGCAGCCACUUGUUUGGAAUUAACUUGGUUGCGUUAUAUAUUGCAAGAUUUGGGGGUAAAACAAGAUAAGCCAAUUCCGUUACAUUGUGACAAUCAAGCUACUCUCCAUAUAGCUGCAAAUCCCGUUUUCCACGAACGCACGAAGCAUAUUGAAAUAGAUUGCCACAUAGUGCGAGAAAAAUUGUUGUCUGGUAUGAUAUCCACCUUUUACGUCCCUUCUCACCUACAAUUAGCAGAUAUAUUUACCAAAGCUUUGGGAAGGGAACUUUUUAGUUCGUUGAGCAGCAAGUUGGGACUUCACAACAUUCACUCUCCAACUUGA
Molecule: messenger RNA, 2505 nt
Organism: Prunus armeniaca (apricot)
Lineage: Eukaryota; Viridiplantae; Streptophyta; Magnoliopsida; Rosales; Rosaceae
Source: the annotation of a GenBank genome assembly